GCGGCCGGAGGCGGGGCGGGAGCAGGAUGCUGAGCCGCCUGCAGGAGCUGCGCAAGGAGGAGGAGACGCUGCUGCGGGUCAAGGCGGCGCUGCACGACCAGCUCAACCGCCUCAAGGUGGAGGAGCUGGCCCUUCAGUCCAUGAUCAACGCCAGGGAAGGGAACACUGCUGUGCCUUCCACUGCUGUAACAGAGGAACAUCAAAAUAUGGACAAUGAAGCAGCUAUCAAUCAAACGAAACUGCAGUUACAGAUGCACAUCAGGGAGGAGGAGGAGGAGGAGGAGGAGGAAUCCGAUUCCUAGUGUGGAGCAUGCAGCCUGACAGCCUUUUUAUCCCAGACUCAGGAACCUCUGUGACCGUCUUUCAAGGAAAAUAUUUACUCAGACUUUGCUUGGUGCUAUAAGACCCAACUACAUUCACAAAUGCAACCAGGUUUCCCAAAGGCUUCCAGAGAUGGGGAUAAACUGUUGGUAUGAGUGAGUCAAUGUCAAUGCAUAACUAUGUAGCACGAUUACUUUGAACCGAGUAGCAUUUGGGAGGUGCAACACACAACUCUCAAAGCAAUAAUCUUCUCUUUGAAGCUUCUACUACUGGUAAAAAUGGUUGGAAAAUGACUAAUUUCAGGAGGGUGGCACUCUCAAAUCUCAUCAGGGUAAACAAGUUUACAAAAGGAGGCUAGCUCACAGUUCUUUGCAUGUACUUCUUUCGUGCUACUGCAUUAAAAACAAAACCCACUGACUAUAUAUACAAUACCCCUAAAUUCUAACCAUUUGGGGGUUAUUGUAUUAGGUUCAACAUUUCACGAAUUGUCUACAUUUAGUAACAGGAAACAUUUUCAGUUCUAGGUUGUGUCAGUGUCUGGUUUUUUGAAUACUUGUGAUUGUAUUGAAUUUUGGCCCUUCAGGGCCAAGAUUACAUUUAGCAAAGAUGACACACACAUACAGCUAGGAGAGGGAACUUCUGGUCAUGCAUCGCUGUGCCCCGGUAUCCUCCUCUCUCCACUUUUUGUUAGCUGGCGCACGCUUUACUGAAGCGAGGUGCUGUCUUCCCAGCGAAGCCGUUUCAGGAUAAGGGGUGUGCUCAGGGUCCAGAGCAAGCCUCCUCUUGGAAGGCAGCCGAGGGCGAGGGCUGCAUGGCUGCCGCCGUGACAGUCAUGGUCGUUCCCAUCACUGCCGGGGAGAGCGUGUCUCCCAAGCACACCUGCUUGGUGCUUUUACCCCUGCUGUGUUGCGACUUCCGCUUCAGCACUGCAACUUACAGCCCUCUUGCUUUUUGUUAAAGCAAGUUUGUCAGUUUGUGAUACUCCUGGCUGAUUCCUUCCAUGCUGUCUGACCUCAACUGCUGAUCCCUGCUCUCCCUCUUCCCAACUGCAGGCAGGACCAGCAAGAAAGUGGGCUUAUUGACACUGAGAAUUUGCUGGGGAGCUUCUGAUGAGCAAGUCUGUGAGUCUCUUUCAGACUGCGCAUCCUGGUUUGCAGUAUGGUAAACUUCCAAGCAUCGAUGAACGUUAGCCAUGAUGACCUUAAGGGGUGCCAAAGGGGUGGGAUUCAGCUCAGGUGGGUGACUAUACAAACCUGCCAAGUUUCUGACACUGGUCUAGCAGUAGAGAAAGUAACUGCAGCUGUCAGUUGAGGGGGAGCCCAUUCAGGAGAUGGCGCACAGAUCUGAAGGUUAGAACUAGAGUUGCAACCUUGUUUUAAGAGCUUUCUUGCCAGCCACUGCACAUCAAUUAAUAUUUAAACAACAUCAGUUCCCUGAUGUAACUUCAUGAUGUAUUUAUUAGUGUAAGAUGAAAUUGCUCAACAUCUGAAAGAAUAAAAUGAUUAAAAGAAUUUUCAAACACAAA
Varanus komodoensis (Komodo dragon) is the source of this 1846-nucleotide messenger RNA. RefSeq names its product small nuclear RNA activating complex polypeptide 5 (gene SNAPC5). Lineage: Eukaryota; Metazoa; Chordata; Lepidosauria; Squamata; Varanidae. The transcript is spliced from 3 exons. Gene Ontology annotation, biological process: transcription by RNA polymerase II; transcription initiation at RNA polymerase III promoter. Bases 27 to 302 code for a protein of 91 amino acids. Gene Ontology annotation, cellular component: nucleus. The record is from RefSeq and is a predicted model, not a curated record.